Messenger RNA from Sipha flava (yellow sugarcane aphid), 868 nucleotides. RefSeq lists its product as uncharacterized. Bases 16 to 546 code for a protein of 176 amino acids. The record is from RefSeq and is a predicted model, not a curated record. The transcript is spliced from 3 exons. Lineage: Eukaryota; Metazoa; Arthropoda; Insecta; Hemiptera; Aphididae.
UUCACAACAACAAUAAUGUCAGACAAACGAAUUAGAUUAAGCGGCGCAGCAUACAAAAAGGCGGCAAAAGAAAAACUAGAAAAGACCGAUAAUAUGCUUAGAAAAAUUCCAAAACUUCAUUUAUAUUUUGCUGCUACAAAUCCGGAAAAAACGGAAUCGGAAUUAAAGAAAUAUAGUCCAAAAAACAUAGAUAAAAUAGGAAAUAAUUUAGAUGGUGCUUAUGAAGUUCAAACUAAUCAGGUGGACGUUCAAAAUGACAAUGAACACGCAGAAGAAGGGACUUCGGCAAAUGAACGACAGACUGAAAUCAUCAAAAGUUCUUUUCAUAACGUUGGUCAUGCAUCACAAAUUCCUUUAUCCGACCCAGCAAAAUGGAACUACGAUUCAGAUUCUAUUAACUUCCUACUUGAAAACCCUCCAAAGUUAGACUUACAAAAAUUACCAUUCGAAAAAACAAAAAGAAUAAUUGGCAAUACAAGUAGAUGCCUAACUCCUGAUAAUUUUAUGAGAAAAUUACAAAACGGUGAAAAAAAAAUUAGAGAUUGAAUUGUAUAUUCUUCGUCCAAAAACGCGCUGUUUUGUUAUCAAUGUUUACUUUUCUCACCAAAACCAACAGUUUUUGGAAAUAAAGAUGAAGGAUUUAUAAACUGGAAAAAGUGUAAUGAAAUUUUACAAGAACAUGAAACCAGUAAAAAUCAUGCUGAAUCAGUGAAAAUUUGGUUUUCUCGAAUAAAAAUAUACUGUAGUGUGAUUGAUAUAGAACUAAAGAAAGAUAUUGAAAAUCAGACUUUUUAUUGGAAAAAUGUUUUACAUAGAAUAGUCGAGACAAUUUCUUUUUUAGCAUCGAGAGGCUUAGCUUUUAGAGGAG